AUGAAGACAUUGGAACAGUGCUUCGGACGGCCAGAAGUGAUUAUUGAUCGUGCCUUGGACGAGUUAAGAAAGACGUCCAAGCCCGGCUCAACGGCGACGGAACUCAACAACUUCCCGAUCAAGAUUCAAAAUGUUAUAUGUGUGUUGCGGAGUAUGGAUCGCCGUGAGUACCUCUAUAAUCCACUUUUGACUCGUGAAGUGUUAGAAAAGUUGAGCCCGCACAUACGAUCACGAUGGUGUGAUUACGCCUAUGAAAAUGAAGGAACGGCUGACCCAGAGAUCGUCGUAUUGUCUCGCUUCCUUAUGCGAGAAGCGGACAGAGCGUUGAAAUAUACGUACGCUCCGUCUGCGGGAACGAGCAGCGCGGCGAAAAGAGAACUCAGACCGGCCAUCGCGAUCAAGAGAAAGGCGAGCAACGUAUACACACUUGAACAAGAAGAAAAACAAGAGUGUCCGGCAUGCAGCGAGGCGCAUGUGUUAACGCAGUGCCCUAAGUACAAAGCACUUAGCGUCGAACAGCGAUGGAACCUGAUCAAAGAAAAGAAGCUGUGUUUUAAGUGUGCGAACAGUACUCAUCGGCGCAUAACAUGCAAAGCCAAGCUGUGCGGUGUGGAACAGUGUCGUCGUCCGCAUCACUCAUCGCUGCAUCAAGCGGAAAAGAAACCGGAAAACACAGAGGUACGUGACAAGGAACAAGUAUUGUCAGUGACGCCGAAAACGAACGUCGGCGCACGCACCGUGCUUCUGAAGAUGUGCCCGGUCGUAGUCGCCGGUCCACGGGGGGAGGUGAGAACGCACGCUCUCCUCGACGAAGGUGCCACGGUGACAUUGAUGGAUGAAGAUCUCGCCGAGAAGAUAGGUGCAGACGACCCUACACAAGCACUGCACCUAAGCGGCGUUAACAUGGCUCAAAAGGAAAAAGCCAGCAAGUUGGUGACGGUGCGAAUUAGAGGUGUGACAGAAGACGAGCCACACUCAAUACGAGCAAGAACAAUAAAGCACCUGAAACUGCACCAACAGACCAUUCCGGCAGUGCUUAUGAAGUUGAAGCAUUUAAGGGACCUGCCGGAAGAAUUGUGCUAUGAACGAGCGCGCCCAGGCAUCUUAUUGGGCGCGGAUCAUUGGGAGCACAUUGUGUCGCGAGAACUGCGAGUUGGCGGCCGCAACGAACCGGCUGCAUCAAGGACGCUACUCGGCUGGGUGGUGCACGGUACGUUACCACGUAGCGUCAUAACAAAGAAAGAAAACGUGCUUCAUAUAUACGAGCGGGAGCACGACGGACUGCAUAACCUCGUGGAAGAUCACUUCAAAAUAGAAGCGCUCGGCGUCACACCAGAACCGAGAGUGAGUGACGCAGAUCGACGAGCCAUCGCCACAUUGAAGACGUCUAUAAGGAAGAUAGACUGCGGGUACGAAGUCGGCUUGCCGUGGCGACAAGACAACACCGCCAUGCCGCCGAGCUACAACGCGGCACUUCGACGCCUGCGACAAAUCGAGCACAAGAUGGACGCCUCGCCUGAAUUUGCCCGCGAAUAUACUGCACAGGUGAAUAACCUUAUAGAAAAAGGAUACGCAGUGAGGUGCGACGGGUCAGAAUCAUCGAGCCCCGUCUGUUGGUACCUCCCUCACUUCGUGGUGCAGAACCCGAACAAGCCUGGCAAGCAGAGGUUGGUGUUCGACGCAGCGGCGACAAGUCACGGGGUGAGUCUGAACGACCACUUACUGGAAGGCCCUGACAUGUUGAUGUCUCUGCCCGGAAUAAUGUUUCGGUUCCGGGAGAGCGCUGUAGCAGUCACAGCGGACAUACAAGAAAUGUUCCUGCGAAUCAAGAUCCGUGCCGAAGAUCAGUCAGCGCAGCAAUUUCUGUGGCACGGUAACGACCGAACCAACCCGCCGCAGCGAUUUAAGAUGACCAGCAUGAUCUUCGGUGCAGCGAGUUCACCAUUCAUGGCGCACUUCGUAAGGAAUCACAACGCCAACGUACAUGCGCAGCUGUAUCCCAGAGCAGCGGAGGCCAUCACCAAAUAUCACUAUAUGGACGACUUGGUGGCCAGCUACGAUACACCCGAAGAAGCGCACGAAGCCAUAGAGGAAAUGAAGACGGUGCACGCGGCGGCGGGAUUCACUCUGCGCGGUUGGAACUCGAACGACGAGAGUGUGCUUCGCGACGUGCCCCAGAGUUGCGCUCGAAUCAGCCCACGCAACUGGGGAGAACAUCAACACAGCAAGAUAUUGGGACUGCGGUGGGACCCGGAGCGAGACGAGCUGGGAUUCAACACAGCAAUGAGCCGAGUCCCGAAAGAAGUAAAACGCAAGUGCGCACGCCCACCAAGAGAGAAGCCCUCAGUACAGUCAUGUCGAUCUACGAUCCACUGGGACUUCUCAGCGUGUACACCAUUCGCGCCAAGAUCAUCCUUCAGAACUUAUGGCGCUUAA
Manduca sexta (tobacco hornworm) is the source of this 2436-nucleotide messenger RNA. RefSeq lists its product as uncharacterized. The transcript has a single exon. Bases 1 to 2436 code for a protein of 811 amino acids. The record is from RefSeq and is a predicted model, not a curated record. NCBI's taxonomy places the organism in Eukaryota, Metazoa, Arthropoda, Insecta, Lepidoptera, Sphingidae.